CUUCUUUAUGUCUUUCAAGACGUGUUUAACCCACUGCCUUGAACAUUUUGCUCCUGUUUCUACUUUUCAAAUUGAUGAUAUAAAGUCAGUUUAUACGCGUUGUACUGAUCCUUUGAUCAAACAACACGAUGGAGACACACACGUUCGCCAUCGUCUUGUCUUAGUCUCAACAGAACAAGAAGGAUUUUUAUGCGGUUUAGAGACUUAUGAAUAUAAACUCAAAAAUAGACACAUUGUGUAUAUUUCCAAAGUAGACACAACACAAACAUUUGAGAAAUUCAAAGGACUGACAGCACGUAUUGUCCAAAGCUAUAUAGCGAGUUUACCCCCUUUAUCCUCAGUAUUUGUGUUUGCUAGAGCUCAACCUCAAUACUUGUUUGCCAGAUCAGCAGAAAAUAAACAAAAGAAGGCAUUGAAUGAUCGAGAUUUAGUCUAUUGGUGGCUUUCUGUGUUGAACAAAGUGCCUGUGGAAAGCGAAGGAUGGUGGUCUGUUCCCGGUAUAGACGAUCAGACAUCGGCUCUGAUUGAAAUAGGGGCUAAAAGACGAGGUUGGCGAAGUUCAGACAAGGUUCAAUGGCAUUAUGGUACAUCGUAUCCUCCAGAAGCAGAGGCAGAUCAAGUCAUACCUCGAUUUGAAGAUGAUGCGAAAUCACGCUUGCUUAGAAACACCGAUAAAAUGACAGUAGUCGAUUUUUGGAACUUACUUUCAAUUGGAGAAGAAUGUGGAUCAGGCAAAGUGACAGGGUUUUUUGAAUUGCGCUUAAAAAGUCAGACACAGACAGAAACUGAAGCAGUGGCAUGCACAUCAAGUGAUUUUACUCUGUUCUGGAACAAAUUGAUGUCAUUAGAUUUUCAUGAUGCUGUGUCGAACAAGGCUUCAACAGAAACAGCAAGGGAAGCAAUCAAAGACACAGCGUCUUUUGUCAUUCAAACAAAGCCAUCCACAUUGCCUACAGUGCAACCAAUAACCACCGAUAAAAGACCAGCUAUUCAUAUGUUAUCGAAUGGAUUUAUUAAGCGU
Gilbertella persicaria is the source of this 1021-nucleotide messenger RNA. Its product is annotated as histone H3-K56 acetyltransferase. Lineage: Eukaryota; Fungi; Mucoromycota; Mucoromycetes; Mucorales; Choanephoraceae. Gene Ontology annotation, cellular component: nucleus. The annotation marks the transcript as partial. The record is from RefSeq and is a predicted model, not a curated record. Gene Ontology annotation, molecular function: histone H3K56 acetyltransferase activity. Gene Ontology annotation, biological process: DNA damage response. The transcript has a single exon.